Durio zibethinus is the source of this 1534-nucleotide messenger RNA. RefSeq names its product cyclin-D3-3-like. The record is from RefSeq and is a predicted model, not a curated record. Lineage: Eukaryota; Viridiplantae; Streptophyta; Magnoliopsida; Malvales; Malvaceae.
CUUUCAGAGAGAGAGAGAGAGAGAUGCCUCAAGCUUAGUCUUUUGGCCUCUCUUUCUUUAUGUUCUUCUCUGUUCUAUGAUGUAAACAAGAUCUGAAAAACUAUUCUUUGGUGGAUAAAAAUGGCUUUGAAUUAUCAAGACUCAACAUUUAUUUCUCUUUAUUGUUCAGAAGAUAAUUGGGAGGAAGAAGUCAGAGAAGACUACUUUGUAGAAGUAGAAGAAGAAAGUUGUUAUAAUAAUGGGAUUAAUAAAUCAAACCCUUUUCCAAUCUUGUUAGAACAAGACUUAUUCUGGGGAGAUGAUGAAUUGUCUUCUUUGCUCUUAAAGGAAGAGAAAAAUCAACUUUACGAUAGUCUUCAAACCAAUGCGAAUCUAGCAGGGGUUCGCCAUGAAGCUGUGGUAUGGAUGUUAAAAGUCAAUGCUCACUAUUCCUUCUCUGCUCUCACUGCGGUUCUUGCUGUCAACUAUCUUGAUAGAUUCUUGUUUAGCUUCGGGUUCCAAGGUGAGAAGCCAUGGAUGACUCAACUAGUUGCUGUAGCUUGUCUUUCUCUUGCAGCCAAAGUGGAAGAAACCCAAGUGCCUCUCCUACUGGACUUACAAGUGGAGGAGAGCAGGUAUGUGUUUGAGGCCAAAACUAUCCAAAGCAUGGAGAUUUUGGUACUCUCCACCCUUCAAUGGAAGAUGAAUCCUGUAACCCCACUUUCAUUUCUUGAUUACAUUGCAAGGAGGCUUGGACUAAAGGACCAUCUUUGUUGUGAAUUUCUUAGGAGAUGUGACCGCUUUCUGUUCUCUGUCAUUUCAGAUUCUAGGUUUAUGUGCUUCCUUCCUUCCAUAACGGCCACCGCUACAAUGCUGCACGUUUUGGAUAGUGUAGAACCUAAUCUUAGAGUAGAAUACCAAAACCAGCUUUUAGGCAUCCUGGGAAUUGACAAGGACAAGGUAGAUGAAUGCUGUAAGUUGAUAACAGAAUUGGCAACAACAAGAGUUGAAGGCAACCAAUCAAAGAAGCGCCGGUUUAGCUCCAUUCCAGGAAGCCCAAAUGACGUAAUGGAUGCGUCUUUUAGUUCUGAUAGCGUAAACGAUUUCUGGCCAGUUGCAUCAUCUCUUUCUUCCUCACCUGAGCCACUAUCCAAGAAGAACAGAACUCAACAAGACCAGCUUCUGCAAAGGCUAAACCAUUCUCCUUCGGACUUUCUCAGCAUUCCUCGCUAAAUUCCCUUUUCAAUUCCUCUAUUUGUCUUUGUAAUAAUAUUGCUUUUCUUUUUUAUGAUGAAAGUUAAAUUGCUUACCAUCUUCGCAUUUUCCAACCAAGACCCCAACUUAGACGGAUCUUCAGUUUCUGAUUCUUAAUCGUCUCUUUAGGUUGAUUGGUGUGGAAAUUUGGAAGCAGAGAUGGUUUGCAUUUUAUCCGGAAAAAGUAAAAAACAAAUAUGAACAUAGCAAUGCAGAGUCCUUGCAUUAAUGAUUUGGCCUUUUUGUUUUAUGAACAUAAUGUUAAUUUCUGUAGUUCAUUAUAAAUUUUUUAAAAAAUCAC